Molecule: messenger RNA, 639 nt
Organism: Durusdinium trenchii
Lineage: Eukaryota; Dinophyceae; Suessiales; Symbiodiniaceae
Source: the annotation of a GenBank genome assembly
AUGGAAUUCAUAGCAGAGGUUAUUCUGCGAAACAAAUUCAUCACAAAGCUGAGCUUCGAGGACAACUACUUCACAGAUGAAGCUGCAGAGGUUUUCCUGAAACUGCUGCAAAAGGCUGAGCACCUAUCCAUGACGGAGUUUACGAUCCACAGCAACUACAUUUCAGAGAUCAAGCUCCAGCAGAUCGACUUGUUUAUGCGCACACAUGCCCGGGAACUGCAGAAGAAGAAGCGCGAGAACAAACGGCAAAGGAGCCAAUCGAAUGUGGGUGUUGGCAAUGACGCUCGAGAAGAGUCGAAGAUGUCAGCAGGGCGCCAGUCCAGUGGGAGCUUGUCUCGAAGCACAUCCAGGACGCUUCCAGGAAACGGAAAACCUGAACAUAAUCAACAAAGCCACGGGUACAUCGCACCAGAUAAGCAGCUAGGCAGCUUGGCAAGGUUGGACGCAGUUGUGACAGUGCUUCCCCCUGCGACAAAUCCUGAGUGUGCGACUGCAGGGGAGAGAUACUGCUGUGGCAUGGUUUGCCAGACUAGACGUAUUAGCGUUAUUACCAUUCUCAAGAUAGGUUUCACGUGUCCUGCUGAGAAGGAUUGAUCUUGCAUGCCAGAACCUUUGCCAGGCUUGUGACCAUGUGACCGG